AUGCAAAAAAUAAGGAAACAUGAUACAACCAAUUGUGUAUUCAACGAGCUGAUGGUUGCGGAGAAUCGCUUGCAGCUGGUGCUUGAGACCAUCCAGUCCGAUCCCAGCAGGCACAAGCUCGAGCCCUUGGGACAAUGCCCAGGCUGCAGAGCACUUUUCCCAUCUUGCUUGGGUGUGCUAGCAGCCUGGGAGCACAUCAAGACACAGAAGGAAUCGCACACCCUACUUUGCGAGAAAGCUCUGGCUGCUCUCGAGGAGGACGAAGUAGAAAGUGCUGAGGAAAUAGCUGUUUUAAACACACUUGGCUUUAAAGUUAUUGAAGAAGCAGACACUUCAAAUGAGAGUGACGCGGCAAAGGACGUGUCUUCCGCUUCCUCUUCGGCUCCAAAGAAGAGUUCGAAGAGUCAGAAGAGUGAUGCUCAGCGUCCUGCAGCAUCCGACUGUCUGUUUGCUAUCCGGUCGCAUCGGGCUGAGGGCGGACCCGACGAAGUAGACAAGGAAAGGCAUCCUCGUCGAGGCGAAGGAGGAGAAGGGAUUCCCGCAAGCGAAGGAAAUCGAGAUCACGCAGACGUCGCAGCAGUGAUAGAUUCAGAUGUCGUUCUUACAGUUCUCAUCGCGGACACUACCGACGAUCCAAUCGACGAUCGCGAAGUGGGAGGUGCAAAAGCAGAAGCCGACGGCGCCGUUAGGCUGAUUGUAGUAGGAUCACAAUCAUGGUGCUUGUCGCUUCUAACAAACUGGCAGUUGUGCAGUUGUUGGACGUUUUGGUUGGUGCUUGCUUGCUACUUGGUCAAGGACCUCCGAAAGAGGUCUGCUCAAGCAGGCAAGGGCGAUUUUGUUCCAUGGCCUCGCAAGCCUAUGCCCUCGGAACGACGUUCAUCACGGCUCCUUUGUUUCUUUCUUUUCGUAUGUUUCACUGCGGACGGCCCUUCCUGA
This is a messenger RNA of Durusdinium trenchii, 936 nucleotides long. The record is from the annotation of a GenBank genome assembly. Lineage: Eukaryota; Dinophyceae; Suessiales; Symbiodiniaceae.